This is a messenger RNA of Chaetomium strumarium, 3261 nucleotides long. RefSeq lists its product as uncharacterized. The record is from RefSeq and is a predicted model, not a curated record. Lineage: Eukaryota; Fungi; Ascomycota; Sordariomycetes; Sordariales; Chaetomiaceae. Bases 1 to 2964 code for a protein of 987 amino acids. The transcript has 2 exons.
AUGGCUCAUCAGAUGCCGUUCGCCUCGCGCUUGCCGGAGCCUUCCAAGACUGGCUGGGCUUGGGGCGUCGCAGCGAACAACAUUAGAGUUCCGCAACCCUUUAUGGGCUUUUAUUGGAACAUGCCCGAUGACGCGCCGUGCAUCUUCUCGGCCGCGGACCAGGGCAGAGAUAAAAGGAAGUUCCAGCGUGGCUGCGUCCCGCACCGUGCUGCCAUUGCUUGGGAUGGAAACAGAUUCCGUGCGGCGGCCUUGACGCUGCGUGAAAAGCAUGGCAGCAUAGCACAGACCCUGACUCGUCCUAGGACCUGGGAAGACCUGUACCAGUGGUUUGAUGCCUAUGACAUCUGGUGGAUGGGUGCAUGGAAUCUUUGGCUGCUGCUCCAUCUCGUCUGCGACGAGAACGAGGGCGUCUCCAACCCCUGCUCGCGUUCGGGACGGCACCAGACGAACAUGGCCGAUGUAGUCAACGACUGGGCCUACAAGUGGUGCACCCACAAGUCCAAUCUUGUGAAGCUGCACAAUUGGGACCCGAAAGGCGAAGGCGACAUUUUAGAUGUGCUCGGGCCCGGUGAUCGAGAGAACAUCCACGGAUGUGAGGCGAAGGCCCUCGAUGUCCUUCGCGGCGCCUUACAUCACUGGCGCCAGCAAUACACGCCUCCGGCCCCGCAGGGUCACGCGCGGCGCCGUUCCUUCUCGCUCCCGGAUUUGCAGCCGCCCUCAUAUCUGAAACGCAACCCCGCCAUUGUCAUUGCCAAUAGGACUGGUGCUGCUGUCAGGCGGGAGUCGUCGAUGCCCGGCCUGCGAGUUAACUCUGGCGCAGCUCAGUAUGACACGGGCGAACAUGCGACCAGGGCUCAUCAUCAACCUUCCAAGUCGGGACCCGUCCCUGCUGUGCCCGCCGGUCGCUUUAUGGCUUGCCGUGGUGUAGGCGUCGAGAAUGCAGGCCCGUCUCGCCUGCCGAGCCGUCCUACGCAGCAGCCUCCGCCCUUGCUCAAUGGCAGCGUUGGGAUGCGGGACACCCGGAACCGGUCGGACUGCCGCAAUGAGGGGCAUGAGUUCGCCUGGAGUGUCCGCAAGCGCGAGGCUUUCGCAGCUUGCCAUUGCCAGCGGUGCAUGCAUAGGUCUCGGUCCGUUUAUGUUGCACCUAUCGAUCAGGCGGACGGCGUGGGCGUCGAGAACAUGAGAGAGAACUUGACCCGAUAUUUCGAGCGCUGGGGCCAUGUGGAGGAGGCCGUCGCCGCUGCGCGCAAAGGUCAAGCUGUCAACCCCCUGCUGGCGCGCGCAAGGAUCAGUCACCCAUACUACUCGAAGCAUUACGUGCGCGAGAGCUGGUCCCCUUCCAAGGACAACCGAAGCUCCUGGUCUAGCAAUAAAGGAAACCCUCAGGAGGGACAGUCAUGGCCGGACCAGCGAUACCAGCGGAGGUCCGGCGACUUCUCUGCCCUGCAGACAACGCCGGCCCGGCCGCAACACGUCUUUAGCCCGAGAACUCCCCGACAUGCGCUUUCUCCAUAUAAUCAUACUACCUGGGCUUGCCCGUACUCCCAGCCCGGCGGGCCAAGUCCGGGUCAUUGGCAAAACCCCUCGCCAGCACUUCACGGGUCGCCUCCUCCCGGUCACUGCGGCACGCUCUCUCAGAACUGGUUGCACGAAGCCAUGCCGGCUGCCCGCACACCCUCUCACUCCCAGCACCAUGGCUUUUACCUCUGUGACCCCGAGUCGCCUCUAGCAGCACGGCAUAGCUCUCAGGCCCAGGGCGGUCGUCACGGGCCCCACGGCGACGUCUCGAUGCAGACAAAGCCAGCCCUUGAAGAGGCAAUAUUCUCAGAGGCGUGCUCAUCCACAAAAGCUCGUGCUGACCCAGCAUGCAGCGCCGCUGGAAAUGCAAGUAUCCGGGUUCGACUUCCGAGCGUGCUUCCUGGAAAGUCCCAGGCCAUGCCACCUCCUACACAAGAACAGGAAACACAAGGCGUUUCGAAGGCUGACAAACGUCAUGUCGAUAUCCCUGGCUCCAACGGAGGUACAAAGGACGGCGCCCUCGGGCUGAUGAAAUUUGGAGACGUCAACUCUCCACUGCCGCCUUCUGGCUGUACUGACCCCGCAGCUCAUGAGCCUCUCGCGAACAUUCACCAGGACAGUGGCAACCCUUCGACAGCUGGAGUCCCUGACGGCCAGGGCCAUGCUUACAAUGAUACGGCAUUUGACUGGCAGUUGAAUGCAACCUCCCGUCUCAACACGGGGGACAUCCGGCUCGACCCAGACUACAGCGCCACCGUGAGACACCGGCCGUACUCGCCGCGGCGAGGUCCAUGGUUGGAGCACAACUGCUAUUCCAAUUCCGGCUCGUGGGACGGGAACCAAGCCAAAUAUUCGGCAGGUCCGUAUCAGCAGUCAGGAAGCUGGCCGGUCAGAGGGCCACAGGACGUAGCAUCCAGCGGCCAGCAUCAGGCCGAAGCGGGCGUGUCGUCGACGCAACCGGGCCACCGGAAGAAGGGAAGAUUUAAGGGAAAGCACAAGACGAGUCAAGGUACCGACUCGCAUGCACAGUCCCUGACCUUGACCCCGGUUCCGCCCGCCGGGAGCGAUGACACUGCUCACGAACAGCCUGGACCAGACUUGCAAAGCGCCCCUGCCCAGCCCAAUAAGACCAAAAAAGACAAAACCAAGAGCAAGGCCAAGCCCAAGAACCCAUUUCCCUCUUCAUCGGGGGAUUCGCAGCUCGACGUUUGCGCUGCACAAAACGGGGGUUCCUCCACGCCCAACCCACAUGGCGCCCAAAAACAAGGGGACGCCGCCGUGGGUGGUGCCGCUUCGCCGAAGAAGGCCGACGGCGUCGCCAAUAACAAGGGCGGCUAUCGCGCCGAUGCCGGCGGGUCAUUGCGGAUCCCCAGAAAGCGCUGGGGGAAGGAGACGACGACGAGGGUAGACGUGAGGGACCUUUUUGGAGUGCGAGAGGAAGAGUAGGAAAGGGUUGUUUGUUUCUUUCACACCGCAACGGUCUACUCUUGAGGCUCGUACAGAAAGGAAAGACCUGACUCUAACAGCCGAGGAAAAAAUGAGCGAGAGGCAUAAAUGGAGAAGGAAUAAAGCGCACGACAGAGAACGAAACGAAGGAGCGGAGAAAGACUGAGAAGAGGAAGGAGGGAAAAAAAAUGUGCAAGCCAGGGAGGAUGAGUUGGUGGGGUUAGUCUUCAUGUGACUAUCGCCCUGCCCAACUGAGACUCUCUCGCAAAACCGGGUAUCAGGCGGCACUUGGGGGCC